UGACAGAUAUGGCUACUGUAAUAUUUCUUGUCCUUGACAAACAUAUGAAUUCAACAGAUAACUCGUCAAUUAAUUCAAAUAAGACACGGAAAUGUUGGUUUUAGACUCAAUUAUCGUUGAACCGAGGUACAGUGAGAAAGUAUCACCUUUAAAGCAGGAGACCAAUGUUUGGCGCAUACUGCCACGCAGUCCCAGUUUAACACCCAUGCAAAUUUGGUUGUAAACAACUUUUUAGGAAUGGAUGUGCAUGGUAUAACUGAACCGAAAGACUUAUGUGGAUGAUUUUAAAGGACAUUUUUGAACAUGGAUUGUCCAGCGAUGUUGUAAUUUAGAGGUCCAGUUGCACGAUGUUUUUCAUAACUUGAAAACUCAGCUGUCAGGUUGACGAAAUGAUGGAACAUUUCGAUUCAGAGGAUGACAAUAUCAGUCGUGCCAGCUCUAACAGAUGGUCUGUUAUGGCAUUUGAGCUGCCAGGCUCGGAUAUACUAAAAACAGGAUAUCUGAAGAAAUUAAAGACAAAGAAGGAUAAGUUUUUUGUGUUGCGCUCCACCAGUAGCAGUGGCCCAGCAAGGCUGGAGUACCAUGACUCUGAGAAAAAAUUCAAAGCUGGACAACUGCCGAAGCGACAAAUAUAUCUCCACCACUGUUUUAAUAUCAACAAGAAGUCUGACACACGCCAAAAGAACUGCAUUGCUCUGUAUUUGGUGGAUGAGUGUUUUGCUGUAGUUGUAAAAGAUGCUGGAGAGAUGCAAAUUUGGUUGGAUCUGUUAUUGGAGCAUCAAUAUGAAUACCUGACAGACUAUCAACAGCCACAUCCCCACUACGAUUAUAUAUGGCAAGUGGAGAUCAAACCUAAGGGACUAGGAGUAAGCAAGCACCUGUGUGGAGGAUACCGCUUCUGUCUUCAGGACACAGUCUGUUUUGUCAGGAAUAAUUCUAAUAAAGUGGACUUUGAAAUCCAGAUGAUGAACAUAAGGAGGUGUGGCCAUAAAGAGGCGUUUUUCUUCAUGGAGCUGGGCCGCCAUUCUCCGACAGGGUCGGGAGAGCUGUGGAUGCAGGUCGAUGAUGCAUACAUAGCACAGAGCAUGCACGAAGUGCUACUGAGUGCAAUGAGAGAGCCUUUUAGGUCUCGCAGUAACACCAGUUCCUCGGGUCGUCUUCGGGAUGCUGAGAUGGAGACUCAUGAAAGUCGCAGCCGUGAGGGCAGUCAAGGUCAAGGGUCACUUAGGAAUAAGAAGAAAAAAAUACCUCGUCCUGGCAGUGCCCUGCCCCCUGAAGUUAACACCUUGCCCCAGAUCAGUACAAGUCCUGCCAGUUCCCAUAAGGCACCAUCAGAAUCCUUCCGUGAGCGUGGUUUGUCCAAUUCGAUGGAGCAACAGAAACCUCGUCAUGACAGUUUUACGUAUAAAAGUCCAGAAUUGUAUGGCUCUAGUCCAGGACCGGACUCAACCAUUGUCAAACACUUGGACGUGAGGAGUCCUAAUUCAGUGGAGAACCCCAAUUCCUAUCUUGUCAUGUCUCCCACCUCACGGUCCAUUUCACCAUUUAGAGACCACCCAAUGGAGAGAUCAGGGUCCUCUGCCUCGGACCAUGAACCGGUGCCCAGGAUGGAGGGAGGGUACAUGGACAUGAAGCCUGGUUCAAUGGGUAGUAACAAUCCUGAGCCUGGUUAUAUUGACAUGAGUAUAUCAAGUCCACACUCAGAGAAAGCUGCAUCCGCUCAGAUGAACAGUGGUUACAUCCCGAUGGGAGCAGGGCAUGCUGGGAGAAUAGCAGCCUCAGCACCGAUUCCCAUCAGACAGCCCAAGGAGCCAGGCUACAUGGAGAUGGGGCCCUCCAGUCAGCCUCUCCCUCAGAUCAAGGAGGGAGGAAGUGGAGAAGCAUAUUUACCUAUGACGCCAACAGCAAACAGUCCAGUACCUGGUUCUGACAAUCUCCGCCCUGCCAAAGUGGUCUGCUACCUCUCAGACGACUCAAUGUCUGGCGAUCUGCCGAAACGAUCUUUCUCCCUAGGAUCUAAACCCAGUACUACCAAAACAAUGAGGCACCAUACCAGUUAUGUUGAACCGAAGGCCAAGGAGGAAACAACAGACAGUGGUCGCUGGCAGAGUGCUCCUCACCUCAUUGCUCAGAAGAAAGCACAAGCCACCCACACUUAUAUGAAUACUGACUCUUCUUUGGGUUCAAGUCCACUGAGCCAGUCGCUUUUCUCAGAAGACUCCAUGAUGGAGAUGGAAUACCGACCCCGAGCCACAAGUGAAAGCUACAGGCCUCGAACAUCUAGUGUAGGUAAAAUCUUGUCACAAGCCCGUCAGCGUUCAUCAAGUUAUGGACAACAAUCAAAACUAGCCCAACUUGCUCAUGAUGUCAGGAGAAAAGUAGGAUCCUUUGAAUCGGUUCGUCAUUCAAGUAUUGAUAAACAAUUAUUUCAUCGCACUUCUAAUGACUCUAUUGAACGUAUGUCUUUCUCAUCAAAGGCUUCAUCCUCUGAAUCUCUGCGUAACUCUAGUAGAAACUCGGAAUAUGUGGACAUGCACUUGGAAAAAAGUAAUGAUACAGGAUAUAUCGAUAUGAGUAUUGGAACCCCCAAAAGUGCAAAGUCAAGUGCAUGUCAUUCUAGAAGUUCAUCAAACCAAAGCCUUAGUUCUUCACCUGCAGUUAUAAACAGUUUUGGAAUAAAACAGGAAUCACCCAGUAUAAAAGUAAUCAAAUCCAGUGAUGGAAAUGCUCAAAAAUCAUCAAGUUUAAAUGUGAGUUCUAGGUCCUCCAUUGCAAGCAGGAGUCCGUGUGGAUCAGGCAGAGAGUCUGAGGAUGAAAGCUACGUUCCUUAUGCUCCUGGGAUUUCAGGAGAAAAUCAGGUGCAGGAGACUAGAUCUGGAUCAUUAUCGGACAAAAAAACAAGUUCAAGGUCAAAUUCACUUUCUUAUGAAAAAAGACCUGGAUCUAGAUCUGGAUCAUUUGGCUCAGAGAAAAAUCCAGAUUCCAGAUCUAAUUCUUUUGGCACAUGUUCAAGGCCUAGUCCAAGAUCUGGAUCUUUCAAAGCAGAUCAGAAAUCUCACAAGGGCUCCCGAUUAGGAAGACACAGUCCCAAAGCAAGCAUAGUGUCCAGUGAGGCUCAUAAAAGUGUGGACAAGAAGGCUGGGAAACAAUCAGAUGAUAAUCAGUAUAUUGACUAUGAACCCGGUAGUGUAGAUGUAGGAAACCUGACGGAAAAUCCACAGACUGUUAGCAGAGUAGCAGAAAGCAAUGUGGUGCAUGAGUCCACCACAACUGUUCAAAAACCAAGUGCCCAACUUCCUCAGUACAGUAUGUCAGCUGACCCCUUGUUCUCAGCAAUGCUUUUAGUUAAAGAAAAUAAAGGUGGAGAAAGUGAGUCCAAUAAGAACACAGACACUAUUCCUCAAACAAAGAAGGAUAAUUCUGUUACCAAGCCUAAAAGCAAUUCAGAGAACUAUUCAUAUAUGGAGUAUGCACCAGAUACAACUAUUACAGUGGACAAUUCUCUGAAAAGUCCAACAGUUGUCAGAUCUUAUUUUAAUACAGACUCAAGUUCAAAUGAGGAAAAGAAGAACAAACCAACAAAGGAUACAACUGAGAAACUAGAAACUGAGUGUUCUGCAAAACCACCAAACAAUGUUCCAGCAAGUUUAAAGUCUGAACCUGAUAGAAAACUGAUUAAAGAGAGCAAAAGAGAGAGUGCAGUAAUCAAACAGGUGCUCCCAAUGAAAGCAGUGCUACUGGACAACACUGAGGAUGAUGAUGGGUAUGUGGGGCUGGACUUUGGGGACAAUAAACGGAGCUCAAAUUUCUCUUACCCUCCGAGGUCUCCCAUCAGAGGAGAUCCUUCAGAGGGGACCUCAGUAGACGGUGAUUUGUAUACGAGACAGGACAGUAGACUGAGAGCCAGUCCACCGAAUGAGGGCCCAAAAUCGGAUCAAACAGUUACCACUGGACUAAAGAAAAAGCCAAGUGUGAGUUCCCUUCAGGAACAAGACAAUGUGUUCAGAGACAGUAAAAAAGAAAUUGAGAGAAGCUGUGAAUCUUUAAAUUUAAAAAGCCCUAUUCCACUUUCUGUGACCUCAAAUCAAGAGCUUCAUAAACAACUUAGUAUGCCCUGCAUGGCCAUGGAGUCGGAACAGAGUGGUGAUAAUGGGCAGGAGGGGGAUAUAAAUCGUCGUAGUUGUUCCGAUCUUGCCAGUGAGUAUGAGGAAAUGUCCCUCCCAACUGUGAGGUCUAAAUCUACCUCCAGUCAGCAGCUCCCAGAAGGACCCACACUGAACUAUGCUAAGCUGGACCUCGGAUCCAGUGAAGAAAUCCCAGCGGAACAGAAAUUUCGCCAGACUAGGCAUCCUUCCUCCCCAGAUGAUUGCGGUCCCCCUCUACAAGGGUAUGCAGAAAUUGACUUUGAAAUGUCUGAUAAUUUAAAAAAUGCACGGAGCAAAGAAAAAUUGCCUGUGAAGUUUUCUAUAGAAUAAAUUAAUUAGUACUUGCUUAAAAGCUUUAAAAGUAAAGGCUGGAAAGCAAGAGUUGUGCUUUAAACUGGCAUAAGGUAAAAUAUUCUGCCAGCCUAGUGUUGUAUUUGUAAUCGUUCUCAGUACAAGAAAAUAUCUGUUGGAAGUUUUUCUUCAUUAAUGAAUUUGCAGCUAUGUCUUACAGUCUAAAUUUAGACAGCUCUCUUAGAAAGCUCUGGUAUUUCUGUUUUCUAUUGAUUUGCACUUCUACCGGAUUGUGACCAUUAAGUGUCAGACAUAAAGUGUAUGAUGAACUGUCUUGGUACAACAGAUUGUAUUUCAUACAUCUCAUGUGAUAGAGGUUGUGUGCUUUCUGUGUAUGUAAUGCAAUAUUUGUACAAAAAAUGUUGUUAGAAAGGAAAAGUGCAUUUUAUCUCAAAUUUAUGUCUGCAUAAAGCAUUUGUAUGCUGCUCGAAAAUUGUAAUGCAAGAAGAUAUUUUUUGUGUGUGAGUGAUGUUGCUUAACUGCAAGUAAAAUUGACUGUAUGACAGCUUGACGGUAGAAGAAAUAUUGAAGUUGGGCUUUUUCUGAUGAUUUGCUGAUCAUUACUGUACGAGAUGACAGUUUUAUAGAGCAAAUUUUUACUUGAAGCUUUUAAUGUUUUAUGACAACUUUUGAGGAAUUUAUUAUUUUAUGUGACUUUGUUUUAGAGGCAGAUGCAUCUUACCUUAAUUACAGGCAUUAUACAAAGCUUGGUGGUUGUAAAUUUAUCAACACUUUUUAAGCAUUUUGUUAAGUUUUAUUUUGAAGGAUGUAGGAGUGUUCAUACAUUACACUUGCCUUAUUCAUUCAUACAAUAUGUAACAAGGAGACUUUUUAAUACAACAUCACAAUUAUAUAUUUAAAAAUACCUUUAAAAGGAAAUAACAUUUUUGAAGAUUGUUUUUGAUUACUAUUUCUUUAUUUUUUUUUUAAAUAUGAAUUAUGCAUGCAAGUCUGUUUGAGGGUUCUCAAUUUUCUUUGUUUUUAUGUCUCUUUCACAAGUAGUCUUCUUAUUGAGGACUUUAUAAUUGGCCAGUGUUUUAAUAUUUUCAGUCUGUUUAAAAGCUUAUUUCCAAGAUUUUUAUUUGCAACAUCUCUCUAUAUACAAGUAUACAAAUUUCAGCAUAAAUGCAGAUUAUGCACUCUGGUAUAAUUAUCUGUUGGUUUUAUCAUCAUUUAGAUAUAUCCAAUCAUUGAUUUAUAUUUAGGCAGUGAUCAUAUUUCACUGGGAAGUGCCAGAAUGUGACUCCUCAUUACCUAAAUUACAUACAGUUAACACCUAAUCUGUAUUUGAAGAAUUCGGGUUUAUUGGUCCUUUUUUUAAGAUUUGCCAAGCAAGGUUUGCUAUUUAGUUAUAAAUUUGAUUUCCUUUGGAAUUAAAAGCUUUAAUGCAAAUUUUACAUGAAUAAACAUCGAGAUGACGGUCAAUGAAUUGCAAGGCACCAGAGAAUUAUUUGGCAUGAAGUUUCCAGUUUAUAACGUAUUGCAUUUUCUGUGUGCUAGACAAAGUGGGAGUAGGUUUAAUUCAAUGAGCUCCAUUAAUUAAAGUAAUUAAAAUUGUUUUUAAGAGAAGGAGGUUAAGAGUGCCUUACAACAUUGUAAGUGCUUGUUGAUAAGGCGUGUACUAUAAAAACAUACCAGUAUUGUAUGUAGUCUUGAAUUCUCUGUAAGGAUAUUGCAUUUAACAUUAACCUGUAUUGUAGCACAAGGUUUUCAUCACUAACAAUUGCAAUAACAAAAAUGAUAGGAGUAUUUUAUAAAAAUUUAUGUUAUUAUCUUAAAAAAAAAUAUUGUUUUUUUAUACGCCCGUCUUAAGACGGGACGUAUUAUGUUAUAGGCUUCAUGUCCGUCCGUCCGUCCGUCUGUCCGUCUGUCCAUUCCUGUCCGGCUCAUAAUUUCAAUACUAUUAGGCCUAGGAUUAUCAAACUUUGUCAACUGAUACUUCUUGGGUAGACGGUGUGUCGUGCACCAAAAGUAGGUCGCUCUGACCUUUAAUAAAGAUGCUAUGGCCAAAUAUGGAAAAAUCCUGUCCGGCUCAUAACUAGAAAACUAUUAGACCUAGAGCUAUCAAACUUGGCAAAAGUAUACAUCUUAGGUAGACGGUGUGU
Saccostrea cuccullata (small rock oyster) is the source of this 6601-nucleotide messenger RNA. RefSeq names its product insulin receptor substrate 2-A-like. Gene Ontology annotation, cellular component: cytosol; plasma membrane. Gene Ontology annotation, biological process: insulin receptor signaling pathway. Gene Ontology annotation, molecular function: phosphatidylinositol 3-kinase binding; insulin receptor binding. Bases 390 to 4475 code for a protein of 1361 amino acids. The record is from RefSeq and is a predicted model, not a curated record. Lineage: Eukaryota; Metazoa; Mollusca; Bivalvia; Ostreida; Ostreidae. The transcript has 11 exons.